This is a messenger RNA of Ogataea angusta, 1812 nucleotides long. RefSeq lists its product as uncharacterized. The coding region runs from base 1 to 1812 and encodes 603 amino acids. NCBI's taxonomy places the organism in Eukaryota, Fungi, Ascomycota, Pichiomycetes, Pichiales, Pichiaceae. The record is from RefSeq and is a predicted model, not a curated record. The transcript has a single exon. Gene Ontology annotation, cellular component: spindle pole body. Gene Ontology annotation, biological process: peptidyl-serine phosphorylation; intracellular signal transduction. Gene Ontology annotation, molecular function: ATP binding; protein serine/threonine kinase activity.
AUGACACUUAUUGGCGGUAUUUUUAACAGAACCCCCAAGCCUGACAACAGCUAUGUGGAGGACCUAUCGCGGGACGUGGAGAGCCUGAAUUUUGGGUCUCCUACUACCGUAAACCAACACGGCGCAGCCGACACUUCCUACGUUUCUUACAUGUCGACUUCCAGCUCUCCAAACAGAAGUUUUGAUCCUCAGGGGGUACAGCGGGUGCAGUACAACAAGGAGAACACUCCGCCAGCUACUCCUAGUAGAAACAAUGUUCAUCCACCGUUGCCAAUGUACGGAACACCACGUUCUGCGGUUACUCAAAUGCAGGUCACCCAGACUGCAAGACUGAAUAGAGACUUCUAUGUCAAGGCAAACAGUGCACAGACAAAGAGACUGGUGACUGUCUCACAGAUGUAUUUUUUGGACUAUUAUUGUGAUAUGUUUGACUACGUCAUCAACAGAAGACACCGAUUGAGCCAGGUCGAGGAAGCAUUGCAAAUGCUCCCACCCUCGGAAAGAGCGCAGCAAUGGAAGAACUAUGUUGGCAAAGAGCGGGCUUAUUUGAGAAAAAGAAGAAUCAAGCCGAAACACAAAGACUUCAACAUCAUCACGCAAGUUGGACAGGGAGGGUAUGGACAAGUUUUCCUGGCAAGGAAGAAGGAUACGAAAGAGAUAUGUGCUCUUAAGGUGCUGAGUAAAAAGCUUCUUACCAAAACCGAUGAAACAAGACAUGUUCUGACCGAGAGGGACAUCUUGACCAACACUCGCUCCGAAUGGCUCGUGAAACUCUAUUAUGCAUUUCAGGAUGCUGAGAGUGUGUACUUGGCCAUGGAGUUCGUUCCAGGAGGAGAUUUCCGUACUCUGUUGAACAACGCUGGAUAUUUAAUUCCACAGCACGCAAGAUUCUACAUCAGUGAGAUGUUUGCUGCGGUCAAUUCUCUCCAUGAGCUUGGAUACACGCAUAGAGACCUCAAGCCGGAGAAUUUUCUAAUUGAUUCCAAGGGCCAUGUCAAGCUGACCGAUUUUGGUUUGGCUGCUGGAUCUGUCUCAACAGAUAGAAUUGAAAGUAUGAAACUCAGACUCAGUCAAGUGAAAAAUCUUGAGUACAAGCCAAAGGAGCAUACGGUCAAAGAAAGACAGCAGAUGUACAAGUCAUUGAGAAACAACGAGAUCCACUUUGCACACUCGAUUGUUGGCUCUCCUGAUUACAUGGCUCUUGAGGUGCUGGAAGGUAAGUCGUACGAUUACACCAUUGACUAUUGGUCCCUGGGAUGUAUGUUGUUCGAGGCAAUUGUUGGAUAUACCCCAUUCUCAGGAAGCUCUUCGGAUGAGACGUAUAGCAAUUUGAAGAGGUGGAAAGACUGUCUCAAAAGACCAAGAUACGAAGACGGCAGAUACGUUUUCAGCGACCGCACCUGGCAAUUGAUCACUCGUCUUAUUGCAUCUCCAAAUGAAAGAUUGCGCUCUUUCAAACAAAUCAUGUCUAUGCCGUAUUUUGCCGAAGUCAAAUGGGAUUCAUUGAGGGAUCGUGUGCCACCCUUUACACCUCAAUUGGACGAUGAAGAGGAUGCGGGAUAUUUCGAUGAUUUCACUAAUGAAAAUGAUAUGGCUAAAUACAAAGAAGUCAUGGCCAAGCGUGCGAACGAUGAGAAACUGAGUCACAACAGCGUGAAGACCGAUCAAAAGAGCUUUGUGGGCUUCACUUUCAAGCACAAGGGAAAUCCAAACCUGAACCCUAGUAACAUUCUGUCACCGCUAUUACUUAAUGCUCAGAGUAGCUUUAGGGAUUACCACGGAUAUAGUGAGCCAUUUGGAACACUGUACUGA